CUUUCUUUCUCUGUCUUCACUUUAACUCUCUCGGUUCUUCUCCUUCAUCUCUCGCUCUCUUCGACUCUUUGACUUUUCGUCACCGUUUCCGCCGCAAGAAAACCGUGACUCACCUUCGUCUUCCUCAACCGUGACGUGCGUGACCCACCUUCGUCUUUCUCAAUGGAAAUCGAACAACAACCAGUAACUCCUCCCGCCGCACAGCAACAGCAACAGCAACCGCAACAGCAAACACUAUCCGGAAGAUUCUUCAGAUGCCUCUUCACUUGUAUCUUCUACACGCAACUAACCCUAAUCUCGAUCUUUGUGAUCCUUCUCACGCUACGAGGUCUCGUCUGCACCAAAUCACCAAACUUCCAUCCCAAGAAAUGGUACACUCCUCUGUUAUCCUCUGUUGCUGUCUCCGGAGUCCUCUCUAUAGCCUGGAACUGCUUCUUCGUCUGCAACAUACGAGCCACAGUCAAAGCAACGUUCUGGUUCACACCGUUAUUCACAAUCUCCGUGGGGCUCUUCCUAAUUCUCCUCGACAAAUCCAAUCCCGUCGUUCUAUGGAUAGGUGCACUUCUUGUCUUCUAUAGCAUCGUCACCGCAGUGUAUGGUUCGCUUCACGUCACGAACAGGCAUGAAUUCACCUUCCAGACGAUGUCAACCGCCACAGGGAUAUUACCCGCAAGAACCAGAGCAAUAGCAGUUGUAUCAGUGAUCAUAAGCGUCUUUUACUCUGAUUUCUUGGUUGCUGGAAUCGGUGGAGCUACUGCUACAGGAACACGUCUUGAUAUUCUUUUCAUCUCCAUCAUCGUGAUAAACCUUGCCUGGACAAUGCAGGUUAUCAAAAACGUACAAGAAGUCGCGAUUUCGAAAGCCAUAUAUGUAUACUUUAGCCGUGAUGAUCUCAUGAAUGCAUGUGAUGCUCUUGGCGUCACUCUGAAAAAGCAGCUCGGGAGUGUUUGUAUUGGUUCAACACUUGUUCCACUUAUUGUACUCUUUAGGGGAACGAUUCGGUGUUGUAAUCGGGACAUUUAUGCAAGUACCCCAGGCUGCAACUGGAUUGCCAAUCAUAUCAUUUUGGGUGGAAAUAGAUAUGGAUUUGUUCACGUGGGAGCUCACAACAAAGGGUUAAGGCAAGCGUCUAGUGAUACCUGGAGGAGGUUUAGAACAAUCCCUGAAUUUGAGCAGUUGAUUGAUUUUGACAUCACCAGCUCCAUCUGUUUCUUUAGCGCCAUGGGAAUUGGUGCAAUCGCUGCAUUAACUGCAGGAGUAUGGGAGCUUCUGAUCGAUAAGGAUCACUACUUUGAGCUGACUAUCUAUGCUUUCAUCAUCGGAUACUUUGUGGGGAGAGUUUCUUCUGCGUGGCUACAAGCUUGUGUGAUGGGUUACUAUGUAGCUUAUUCUGAAGAUCCACAGAACGAUAGGUUUGAUGACACGAUUCCACAACGUAUCGAGCGACAAAAAAUCGAAAAGGCAAAAAGAGAAGUCGAGGAUAAUAGAGUGCAGGAAGAUGAUGACGUUCCAACACACGUGUAGAGAGCUCACAUACGGAUGGUAUCCACUUAGUUGAGAAAAAUACUUUCGUUUCUUUUCGUUUUUUCACAACACUGAGGCUUUUUCAAGCUUAUAGACUCUAUAGAUUGUAGAUCAUUUAGCUUUAUAUGCAAAAAAUGCAGCUAGAGAAGAAAAUGUACAUACAAAGUGAGAUGAGAAUGAUUCAGUUCUGAUUCCUUUCCCUGCUU
Molecule: messenger RNA, 1730 nt
Organism: Arabidopsis thaliana (thale cress)
Lineage: Eukaryota; Viridiplantae; Streptophyta; Magnoliopsida; Brassicales; Brassicaceae
Product: Plasma-membrane choline transporter family protein
Exons: 3
Coding region: 163-1524 (453 amino acids)
Biological process (GO): transmembrane transport
Cellular component (GO): plasma membrane; membrane
Molecular function (GO): transmembrane transporter activity
Source: RefSeq, marked reviewed